GUGGAGUUGCCAGUUUUAUCCCUCAGUUGCAGCAUAGUGAACUGCAGAUAAAGUGUGUGUUUAGUCGAGAAGAUACCAAGAUAACUCGCCAGUACUAGAGACUACACUCUCUCUGCUCUUGCGUGGAUUUGGAUUAUAUGUACAACAUGACAUUUGAGGAACUAAGUGGGGAUUACUCUCAAGAAAGAAUGGAUUCGGUGGCGAAAGCUUUGGAAGAGGUCCUCGCCUCUGCCUUACCACAGGGCUGCAUCACUGUCGGAGUGUAUGAGGCUGCCAAGUCCCUCAAUGUGGACCCUGAUAAUGUGGUUCUGUGCAUCCUGGCCACUGAUGAUGAAGAUGUGAAAGAUGUGGCCCUGCAGAUCCACUUCACCCUCAUACAGGCUUUCUGCUGCGAGAACGACAUCAACAUCCUGAGAGUCAACAACACCCGGCGCCUGGCAGAAAUGUUGGGUGGAGGAGGAAAACAGAGCGGGGGGGAACCUAUGGACCUGCACUGCGUCCUAGUCACUAGCCCUCAUUCGACAUCAUGGAAGGACCCUGCUCUGACCAAAGUGAACCGGUUCUGCAGGGAGAGCCGCUGCAUGGACCAGUGGGUUCCCAUCAUCAACCUGCCCGAGCGAUGAACUUUGAGAAUGAAAAACCUGAGGAAGGACUUGUAUCUGCACAGUAAGCGUGGUGUGAACCCUGAUGGACACAUUGCCACCCAGAGAUCAAAUUCCAAAGCACUGCUGAUGGGGAAAGAAGAAAAAAAAGACUCUGGCGUCUAUAUGGGAUGUAUUUAAAAGAAGAAAAAAAAGCCGGGGGAUGGACUCCCUCUGUGGACUGUUUGGAGCUGCUUCUGUCAGCCUUGAAGACGAGACGGAGGAAGCACUUGUGUCGUCAUGAAGUGGACGUUUCAAAAAGCACGGACACUUCCUGUACUCGAGGAUCCUAUCAUGUCUGUGUGGUGAAGCCUCUGAUCCGAGUCAGAGAGCGGAGGGUCUGUGGAGUGGACGAGGCCUCUCUGCAGAAACAAAGCACUUGUUGAAACACUGGACCUUUU
Notothenia coriiceps (black rockcod) is the source of this 1042-nucleotide messenger RNA. Its product is annotated as growth arrest and DNA damage-inducible protein GADD45 alpha. The coding region runs from base 138 to 623 and encodes 161 amino acids. Gene Ontology annotation, cellular component: cytoplasm; nucleus. Gene Ontology annotation, biological process: regulation of cell cycle. The record is from RefSeq and is a predicted model, not a curated record. The transcript is spliced from 4 exons. NCBI's taxonomy places the organism in Eukaryota, Metazoa, Chordata, Actinopteri, Perciformes, Nototheniidae.